Strongyloides ratti is the source of this 1218-nucleotide messenger RNA. RefSeq names its product Iodotyrosine dehalogenase 1. Bases 1 to 1218 code for a protein of 405 amino acids. The record is from RefSeq and is a predicted model, not a curated record. Lineage: Eukaryota; Metazoa; Nematoda; Chromadorea; Rhabditida; Strongyloididae. Gene Ontology annotation, molecular function: oxidoreductase activity. The transcript is spliced from 3 exons.
AUGAUAACUAAACAAAAUAAAAAAUGUUUAAAAAAGUCAAAACAUAAAACUGAAUCAUUAAAAUCAAGUAUAUUCUCAUCAUAUUUAUAUUAUCAACCUGACUUUUUUAAAGAAAAAAAUUUACCUUCAAAAAUAGUAACAGAUGAAGGAAUAGGUAAAAAUUUUAAAAAAUCUAUUGUUGGUGCAAUGGCAUUUUUAUUAAAUAAUACUACAAUUUUUGAAAAUAAUUUUUUAUCUAUUCCAAAAAUUUCACAUAAUUUUAAGUAUAAAGCUGAGAUGUUUUCAAAACAAAUUCGUAACUCAAUUGAAGGAUUUAUUGAAAAGACAAAUUAUAACUAUGUAUUUAUAAAUUACAUAUGUUUUAUUGUUGCUUUCAUUUAUACAUUUCAUCAAAUUAAAGUUAUCUUAUCAUCCCAAAAUAAUAUUUCAAAAAGUAACAAGAAAAUAAAUGUUAUCACGACAAAACAUGAUGAAACGAAAAAUUUAGAAAAAUUUUAUGCUGACAAAAGUGUUGGUGAUGAUUUUGCUGUUAUUGAUGAGUAUGAUAAUUUUGUUGGUGGAAAUGAUAUACCAUAUAAACCAUUUAGUUUUUCUGAAAUGGAUAUGCAAAAAAGGUCACAAUUAUUUUAUGAAACUAUGAAAUUACGUAGAAGUAUAAGAUGUUUUAGUAGUAAAUCUAUUCCAUUUAAAGUUAUUCAAAAUAUUAUAAAAACAGCUGGAACAUGUCCUAGUGGAAGCAACAAUCAACCAUGGUUAUUUUGUAUUGUUGGGAAUGAACAAUUAAAAAUAAAAAUAAGAAAAAUUGUGGAGAAUGAAGAACAAAAUAGUUAUACGAGAAGAAUGGGUGCUAAAUGGGUUUUAAAUGUAAACGAUUUAACAAUUAACUGGAAUAAACCGUAUCUUACUGAGGCACCAUAUUUAAUUGUUGUAAUGAGACAGGUUUAUACUGUUAAUAAAAAUGGUGAAAAAUGUGUAGUAGAUUUUUCUGAACUAAGUUCAUCAAUUGCUGUUGGAUUUUUUAUAACUGCACUUCAUAAUGCUGGUUUAUGUACAGUACCUAUUUGUGUAACAAAUAGUAGUCGACGAAUAAAGAAAAUUUUAAAUAGACCACCAAAUGAAGAAGUUUUAUUAGUUUUACCUAUAGGAUAUCCAGCAGAUCAAGCAUUAGUUCCAGAUAUAAAACGAAAACGACUAGAAGAUAUAACACGAAUAUAUUAA